Messenger RNA from Didymodactylos carnosus, 297 nucleotides. The record is from the annotation of a GenBank genome assembly. Lineage: Eukaryota; Metazoa; Rotifera; Eurotatoria; Philodinida; Philodinidae.
AUGUCACACAGACAAGCAUUAGAGGCCUUGGAUCGUACUCUUCAAGAUCUUCGUGGCAAUGGGAAACACAUGUGUGGAGUUGUUGUACUCCUUGCGGGUGAUUUUCGUCAAACGCUGCCUGUUAUUCCAAAGGAAACAAUGGCUGAUGAGAUUAAAGCGUGUUUAAAAUCGUCAUCCCUCUGGAAACACGUUAUACCGCCGGGUAGGGGUGGCGCUUUACCGUUUCUUUACAGUACUGAAGAGCAGUGUAUUUCCGAACAUCCGGAGCCAUUUCAGCGAUCACAAAUGGCUAUGUGA